ACAUAUGCAUAAAGGACAGUAUGGAGUAUCUCUCCCAUUCCUAUUUCAUCUACUUGUCUCCCUCAUACAAUAUCCCUAUUUAAUAACAUCCCUACCCUAAUACCUUUCUCAAACACUUUUCCUCUUCAACUCCUAACACCAACUGACAACAACAUUCUCUUAUAUCAACCUAACCUAAUCUCUCUUUCAUGGCUACCCUUUUCUCUCUCUCCUCCAUCAUUUUCCUCACCUCAGAAACUAAAUAAGUAAUUAAUUUGCAUUAUUUUUCUAUCUUCUCUUGAAAUAUUCACUUAAUAUAAGAGCUUCCUACACUCUAUAGUAUCAACCUAGCUAGCUAGAAUCUAGGUUGCAUUUGUUUCCUCUUCCUCAGCCACAUUCUCUAGGCUCUUUUCAUUUACAUUUAAGAGAUUAGAAACUAAACAACAAAAUAUAUUUCUGACACACCUACACCUACCUCCUUAACAAUGUCUAGCAGAAGAUCUAGUUCGAGACAAUCUGGUGUUUCCACUGAGAUCUCUGAUGCUCAAAUUAAUGAUCUCAUCACCAAGUUGCAACAACUUAUCCCUGAACUUGCAAGGCGUUCCAACAAGGUUUCAGCUGCUAAAGUUUUGCAAGAGACUUGCAAUUACAUCAAAAACUUGCAUAGAGAGGUUCAUGAUUUAAGUGACCGAUUAUCACAACUUUUGGACACUAUAGACCCUAACACUCCUCAAGCAGCUAUCAUUAGGAGCUUAAUUAUGUGAUCAAUAUGUCUAAUUAAUAAAUUAGUUUUUAUGUCGAGCACAUGUCUUUUAAAAUGUCUCACUAGCUAGCUUGUACUUUAUAAUUAUAUGUCAACCUUUCGACAUUUUGUGUAACAACUUUCAUUAUAUAACUAUUAUUAAUAUAAUGAAUUAAUUCCUAA
Molecule: messenger RNA, 904 nt
Organism: Lathyrus oleraceus (garden pea)
Lineage: Eukaryota; Viridiplantae; Streptophyta; Magnoliopsida; Fabales; Fabaceae
Product: transcription factor PRE6
Exons: 2
Coding region: 465-743 (92 amino acids)
Biological process (GO): regulation of DNA-templated transcription; regulation of growth
Molecular function (GO): protein dimerization activity
Source: RefSeq, a predicted model, not a curated record